Molecule: messenger RNA, 3398 nt
Organism: Fopius arisanus
Lineage: Eukaryota; Metazoa; Arthropoda; Insecta; Hymenoptera; Braconidae
Product: presequence protease, mitochondrial
Exons: 2
Coding region: 185-3235 (1016 amino acids)
Biological process (GO): protein processing
Cellular component (GO): mitochondrial matrix
Molecular function (GO): metal ion binding; metalloendopeptidase activity
Source: RefSeq, a predicted model, not a curated record
GUGGACAAGCAGUCGAUUACUCAGAACUGUGUGGAUUUCAUCAGAAAUUUGAGUCCUGUGGAAUUUUCGGGAUAAUGAUGGAAAUCAGCUGUUUCGAGGGCUGACGGUACUUCAAGGACGUAAUUAAUUGGGAAGAAGUGUCAGUGGAUAUUAGGAGUUGUUGAAUCAUCAAUUGUAAACAAAAAUGUCUCACCGUUUCUCAUUGGCCCGUCGUGCCCUCGCCCCUUUUUCCCGCGCAUUCGGGAGUUCCCCUGUCACCCUAGCCUACAAACCAGGAGACGAAAUUUCAAACUUUAAAGUAACCGAAGUAUCAAAAGUCCCAGAGAUGCACGUAGAGGCAAUCCGUCUGACUCACACCCCCUCAGGUGCCCAGUACCUGCACCUGAAUCGCGACGACCUGAACAACGUCUUCUGCAUCGGCUUCAGGACGAUUCCCCUGGACUCGACAGGUGUCCCCCACAUUCUGGAGCACAUGACACUCUGCGGAAGCGAUAAAUACCCGAUUAGAGAUCCGUUCAUGAAAAUGCUUCACCGAUCUCUCGCGACAUUCCUCAACGCAAUGACCGGACCUGACUACACCAUCUACCCAUUCUCAACCCAAAAUCCAAAAGACUUCCGCAAUCUCCAAUCGGUCUACGCCUCCUCGGUAUUUUCCCCGCGUUUGCGGCACUUGGAUUUCCUCCAGGAAGGCUGGAGACUCGAGCACUCAGACUUGAGUUCAAACUCAUCUCCGAUAAUCAUCAAAGGAGUGGUAUACAACGAGAUGAAAGGGGUAUUCAAUGAGAAUCAGACAAUCUUCGCGGAGAAACUGUUGAAUUCGCUCCUUCCGAGUCACACGUACGGCGUCUGCUCCGGAGGACUUCCCCUGGAGAUUCCAAACCUGACGCACGAUUUCUUGAAAGACUUUCACUCGAAGUACUAUCACCCCUCGAGCUCCAAGAUCUUUUCCUACGGGAAUUUUCCGUUUGAGGAGCACUUGAAGUUCAUGGAUGAGAACUAUUUGUGUGCCCGAGGGAAGAUUGACACCUCCAGGUCAAUGGUCCCCACGGAGAAGCGGUGGGAGGCACUCAGGCGAGAACAUAUCGCUUGCAAGAUCGAUCCGAUGGCUCCGGACGCCUCCAAACAGAGCUCAAUAGCUAUUGGACAUGUUUGCAAUGACAUCAAGGACAUUCAGACAUCCUUGGAGCUCCACAUUCUGUCGGAGCUACUGCUGAAGGGCCCCACGAGCGCCUUCUACAAGGGCCUCAUCGAGACAAAUCUUGGAAGUGGAUUUGGCCCGUUCACAGGGUACGACUCACAAUGUCGAGACGCUCUCUUUGUCGUGUCCCUCCAAGGGGUGGACCCCCAGGACUUCCAGAAGAUUGAGAAAGCCUUUGACAAAAUCCUCGAGGGGGUGAUCUCUGAAGGAUUCGAUAAGGACCACGUGGAGGCUGUUAUUCACUCAAUCGAGUUGAGGAACAAGCAUCAGUCGUCAAACUUUGGGAUGAAUCUGCUCUUCAGCGUAUUUCCGUUGUGGAAUCACGAGGGGGAUAUCGUCGAGAGCCUGAGAAUCAACAAGUCCCUGAAAAAAUUCAAAGACAAGCUUCAACAGGACCCGAAAUACCUGACGAAUCUAGCGGAGAAGUAUCUUCUGAAGAACAAUCACAGAUUGAUUCUCACUAUGAGCCCUGAAGAGGACUACGACCAGAGGAUAGCCGAGGCUGAGGAGAAUCUCAUUAAACGGAAGAUUGAGGAGCAGACACCUGAGGAACUCGACAAGAUCUUCGAGACUGGACAGGUACUCCGGGAGGAUCAGGAAAAGAAAGAGGAUUUGAAUAUAUUGCCAACAUUGAAGACCGAAGACCUCAAGGCGGACGUCGAUCGUUACAAGUUGAGCGAUGUCGCUGUCUCUGGGAUUCCCCUCCAAGUGUCGAUUCAACCGACCAAUGGUGUCCUCUAUUACAGAGGAAUCCUCGAUACGAAAGAUUUGUCAUCAGAGCUCAAGGAAUUGCUGCCGUUAUUCAACGACGUCGUAGCUCGAAUGGGAACGCAGGUCCAUGACUACAGGACCUUCGAUCGUCUCUGCUCGUUGAAGUCUGGGGGCUUGGGCUUCUCCACGCACAUCAGCGAGGACAAGAGCAAGCUGAACAAAUUCAGCGAGGGAAUUAUGAUGUCUUCUUACUGCUUGAUGAGAAACACGUCGGACAUGUGGAAACUCUGGGAGGAGCUCUUCAACAAAGGAACGCUUGACGAUAUCAAACGUUUUGAGAAUCUCGUCAAGAACUCAGCGGUGGAUCUAUCAUGUGGAAUUGCGGACUCUGGGCAUCACUACGCUAUGAGCUCAGCUGCCGCUCUCGUGUCCUCCUCUGCGGAGCUCAAGGAGAAACUAGCGGGUCUCGAAUUCGUGUCGAGGAUGAAGAAGCUGUCACAGCUGAAGGAUUUGUCGCCUGUUCUCGAGAAAAUCCAAGAGAUCAGACAUGUCGUUAUGGACAAGCGACGACUUAGGUCGGCUGUCAAUUAUUCCGAAGAUCCCGAUUGUCCGGAUGUUGUUGGUAGUCUUCAGAGGAACUUCUAUGACUCGCUGAAGAGUUCUGAACUGUCCAAACAGAUUCAAAACUGUAGUGAUGCUGAUUUGACCGGACAGGUGUCCGGGGUACAUCACGUUAUGCCUUACAACACGAAUUACACCUCGAAGGCAGUUCUGACAGUGCCUUAUGGACAUCCUGAUUAUCCAGCCUUGAGGAUUCUCGGAAAACUCAUUUCCUCGGUUUACCUUCUACCGGAGGUCAGAGAGAAGGAAGGGGCUUAUGGAUCUGGUGCCUCGCUGUCAACGGAAGGUGUCUUCAUGUUCUUCUCAUAUAGAGAUCCCAACAGCACCAAGACUUUUGACACUUUUGACAGGACCUGUGAUUUCUUGAAGACUUUUGACUUCAAGGACAAUUAUCUGAACGAGGCCAAGCUGGGGGUCUUCCAGCAAAUCGAUGCACCUGUUGCUCCUGGAAACAGGGGACUUCUCAGAUUUACUCAUGGCAUCACCGAGGAUGAUGUUCAGAGGCAGAGGAUUCUUCUUAAAGCGGUGACUAAGGACGACGUCGUUAAGGUCGCGGAGAAGUACCUCGGCGAGGGCAAGGAAACGGCUAGGGUCGGCAGAGCUAUUAUUGGAGGGAUCAAUAAGGAGCUGAUGGAGAGGAGGAGCCAGAACUGGAGGGUCGUCGAUCAGGAGGAAGAGGAGCAGAAGCUGCAAGCCGCUGUGUGAUGAGAUGAUUAUGAUUGAUGUAAAUAAAGAGGAAAAUUGAAUUGAAAGACUUUUGGGAAGAACGCGGGUAAUUUAUUAGUGAAGGUCAUUAUAUUUAUUUAUAAAUUAUGUGAUUCCCCUAGUUGACCAACUGUUCGAUUAAAACUUCUGAUUGGCUGGUUAA